This is a messenger RNA of Ostrea edulis (European flat oyster), 8552 nucleotides long. Its product is annotated as kelch-like protein 21. Gene Ontology annotation, molecular function: protein binding. Bases 3564 to 5276 code for a protein of 570 amino acids. NCBI's taxonomy places the organism in Eukaryota, Metazoa, Mollusca, Bivalvia, Ostreida, Ostreidae. The transcript is spliced from 3 exons. The record is from RefSeq and is a predicted model, not a curated record.
AAUUGACGUCGCGGAGUGGAAAAAACGAGAGAUCAGAAUGAACAAUUUUUUAAGGUAAUAUCAUGAUUUAGUGCAGUAAAAUGCAGUCAAGGGCAUGUCUGUACAUGAACUAAAACCAAAUUGCCUAAAAAUAUAUACAUAGAAUAUCUGUAAAUUAAGAUAUUUCUUCGUAGUUCGAAUUUCCUUUAACAAUAACAGCUAUACAUAUUGUGUCUAUCUAGGGAAAAGUUUCCGCUUCAUUUCUGGGUUUUUGCAUUAUAUUAUAACACACACAGGUUAGUCUACAAGUUAGAUUGUUCACUUUUCAUUGAUGUAUAUAAAAAAGUACACGCAUCCCCACCAAAACAGCUGUUUAGUGUGUGUGUGUGUUUUGUUUGUUUUUGCCCAACCACAAACAUGGUCUUUAUCCUUGUCUCCAUUAUUGUAUAUAUCGUUAAAAAUUUGUAACACUCAUCUGGUGUAAUUUCGUAUCGUUGUUAAUGUUGUAAUAUUAAUUUUAUCUUCCAAUUUGAGCAUGUCUAUUGAGUGUUAGUCCGAAAUAUUUGUUUUCCAGCAGGCACAGUAAAUAUCAAAAUCAUAAAAAAUCCAGGAAAACGUCAGAUAAUUCGGACUAGUUGAGUAUCAACUUAAGUAGUACUCUACAGCUGGUCAUCGUGGUUCCAGUAGAGCAUUAGAUUCUAAUAUACAAAUCAAUAUGUAAAAUCUAGUGACCUCAUUCAGGUACACCCCUUGAGACCUUUUCGUUGUCCAAUAUUUCUUCCUAUUACAUAUGGAAACCAUCACACGUACUGUGUAGUAGAAUUCUUUAUGUUUACUUCUGAAUGUUUUGUCUUGACAAUGUUACAAGAUACACAGGACUAGAUUUAGCCAGCAUCCAUUUGUCAAUAUGUGUAUUGUAAAGGAUCUUGUAGUUUCAUUUUGUUUAUAUAUGUUUUUGUUUUUAUAUAAGCAAUUACAAAAAACUCUAAACACUUUCUUGAAAUAAUUCGACCGUAUUAAUUACCAGUCUUCUUCUGUCGUGUUUAUCUGUCAUAGCAACGUAACGCAAGACAACGUACACAAAAGUACUAUGAUGUCACAGUGAGUGUUACAAUUGAAAUGUUAUUAAAAUUUGAUAUUGCAAGAAAAGCAUUUAAUAUUGUAUAUACACAAUAUAUGUUACAUAUGUAAACAAUUAUAUAUAUAUAUAUAUAUAUAUAUAUAUAUAUAUAUAUAUAUAUGUGUGUGUGUAUGUAUGUAAGACUCUGAAAUGCAAUGGUCAUUCCAAAAUGUGAUGGUCACGCUAAAGUGAGAUGGUGUGGGUUUGAGUAAUGUUUGUGAUGUCGUGUUAUUAUGAUGUCAUUUGUAACGUCUUUCAAAAUCAAACCAAAGAAAUACAACAUUAGUUUGCCCCAGUGAAGGUCCUUUCUGCUGGCACCAACGUCUUCAGGAUAUUGGAGGAAGACACUGGUGUUUUAAGAUUGACAUGGAUGAUAAGCAAGGGCAAUUUCUACACAGUUAAGGAUUGUGAGAAUGGCAAAGUACAUUUGUUGUCAAUACAUGUAUCUACUUCGUCCAAGCAUGCUUUGAUGCGUGACUUGUGAUGUGCAGGUAAUAAACUCCUAGGGGGAUGUUAUAAUGCUAAACAUUCUAGAUGAUUUAGCGUUGGAAAAUUUUAUGCUUGAUAACACGACAACUAAAUAGUAAAGAAAUAAGCUCUUAUUAUUAUUUUGCUUGGAUUUUGUAUUGAUAUUUUGGUGUCAGAAAUGACGCACAGUUGGUACAGUCUGUACCAAAACACGUGUGUCCAUCCAAUUUUGCAAACCAGCGGACUUCAUUCAACGUGUCACUCUAUCGCACUUUGGCGCAUUGGUGUGUACCAUCAAACUUUAGCAAGUCACACCAUUGCACUUUGUCCCAUGAGUGUGGACCAUUGCACUUUUGUGUGUCACACCAUUGGGAUUUGGUGCAGACGAUCUCACUUUCAUGUGACCAUCACACUUUGGAGUCCUACAUAUAUUGUCAUGAAAUAAGAUUCCUGUGAUCCAGAGGGAUGAAAAUUCAUGACACAAUAUGUAUAUAGAAAAUGAAAUGUCCUUGCCCCCUACAUUCACCCAUAAGUCACCAGAUGUAUUUUGCUAUAGCUUUCAAAGAUGAGCAUCAAAUGGAAUUCAUGAGAGGCUCUGUCAUACUUGACAAAUAACUGGAUAAUUAAUGUGUGAUAUUAAGAGUGGCCCUACUCAUGAAGUUCAUGUGAUUUUUUUAUGCUAGUAUUUGUAUGAGUUAUAUUUGUUUGAGAAAGUAAGUUUACUUACAAAAAUCAUGUUAUCUGAUGUCAACAAGCUUCAUGCAUUGUACACAGAUUUCAAAUGGAGGAAAAUUGAAGAUUAUCAGUCUGAUAUACUGUACUGGCGGGGUAAAAGACCACAAAACAUGAAAUUGAAACAUUCUGAAUACUUAAUUCAAAUAUUUUGGACUAAGUCCCAAUAAUUCAAGGCACUUACAAUCAAUUCAUGUUUUUAAGUUCUGUCGUACAGUAUUGUAGAUAAAUACCACAAUGAAAUAUAUGAUUUUAUAUACCUGUAGCAUACAAAAUAAUGUAGAUGCAGAUUUCUUACGAAUUAAAAAUUGUGAUCAUAACAAAUUAGUACACAACUUCAAUAUUCUUAAGAAUGUAUCAAUUGCAAAUAGUUAAAUCCCACUACUAAAGGUAAUUAAAAAAAAGAAAGAAAGGUAUUUCAAGUACCGGUAUGUUGUGUUUAUCAUUAUUUGAUAUUAAAUGUGUCGGAAGAUAUAAAAAAAAAACAACCCACCAACCCUACAGCAUCAUACACUUAAACAAGCUUACAAUAGAUGUAGAGGGAGUUUAUUAUGAUUAGAUAAAAUUCAAACUUGACAAUUCAAAACAACAGACCACUUCUUAACAGAAAAUGAAAUGCUCAUUGCUCGACUGCACACUAGAGUCAUGCACUUCUUCACUGUUGACAUGUCGUUUAAUUGUCAUUAUGUCGUCCCUCAAAUCAUAGUCAUUUUAUCAUCUCAUAAAUCAUCUGUUUGCCAUUGUAAUGUCUCUCAAAUCAUUUGUUUGCCGUUACAUGGGAUACGCAAAAGAAAAAAAAAAGUACUAAUUAAUAAAACGAUUGCUGACAGUGUAAUGCGAAUGUGGUGCCUUAAUCAACCAUCAUAUCAGAUACCAGUGUUCAUUUCGCAAUAUCAAUCUCCAUGUUGUAAGUAUAGUUUUGGGACAUUGGAAUUAAUCAAAUUUACAUGUAAUGAGCUUCACCUGACCUUCUUAUGAUUGAUGAGUUGUUCAUGUGAACAGCUAUGUGCAGGACUGGUAUUUGUGAAAUCAAUUCCCAACAGAGACAAAGCUGUUUUAAAAAAAGUGAAUGUUUGAGACACAAGGAGUUACAAAUUCACAUUGCCACAGCUUCGGUUCUUGGUAUUAGGUGUUAAUCCUGAUGCAUUGAUGUAGCUGCUGCCAGAUUUAAAGAAGAUUUUACUAUAAUUACCAUAAUGGUAUUGAAGUAAGUGGAAAACCUGAUAUGCCAAAUUAACAAAGAAAAUUUUCAUCUGGAGUUACAAUGGGGACUCCAUCGAAGGAACGAUGUUAUCUAAAAAGUUUGCAGUAUGCUCCUGAACUUUUGAAACAGUUAAACAACUUGCGACAGGAACAGGUGUUUACAGAUGCCACCUUAUGUGUUCAACACGAAGAAAUUUACUGUCACCGCAUCGUUCUCGCAGCCAGCAGUCCUUACUUCCGUGCCAUGUUUUCCCACAACUUGCGAGAGGGGCGUGACUACAGUGUCUCGUUUCAGGAUGUGUCCCCAUGGACUAUGAAACGUAUAAUUGAUUAUGUCUAUACAGGAAACUUAGAAAUAACAACAGAAAAUGCACAGGAAUUAUUGGCGACUGGAAGCUUGUUCGAGUUUCCUGCCAUUGUGUCAGCUUGUUGUGAUUUUCUCAAGCAACAGCUCCAUAUCAGCAACUGUCUAGGUAUAGAGGAAUUUGCUAUGAUUCAUUCAUGCAAGAAACUACAGGAUGAUGCUCACAAGUAUAUAUUAGAAAACUUCCAUAGUGUCGUAGAAUGCGAUGAGUUUUUGCAUUUGAGUUUAAAUCGUCUUAAAGAAUACAUUGCAAGUGAUUGGAUAGAAGUGCAGAUGGAGGAUAUCGUGUACGAAACUGUAAUGAAAUGGAUCAAUUAUGACAUUGAUGAAAGACGCAAUGAUUUGUAUGAGCUUUUGGAGGAAGUCCGACUUCCUAUAAUAGAUUUAAACAAACUGAAUGCCAUUGAACACGAUCCUCUCAUAAGAAGCAUGCCUAGCUGUCUAAAGCUGGUAAUGGAAGCGAAGGAACAGCACGAGUCCAUACAUGAUCAACAUGGCCGCAGGAGACGUAGCAUGCAGAACUGCCAAGUUCACCCCCGUCCAUCCACUGUUGCCACGGAGAAACUGGUGGUCAUUGGAGGUCAAGGUACAAGGUCAGUGGAGAUGUAUGACACUCAGAAAGUGAAGUGGUUAGAUCUUCCACCCUUUCCAAAAUCCGUGGCUUCCUACAGUGUGUGUGCGGUGUCCAAUUCAAUAGUUGUAACAGGAGGAAUCCUAGAGAACCGUAUCAUCGCUGAAGUUUGGAAAUUUGACAGCGUCAAACGGGUGUGGCUAGAGAUGCCACCACUUCUGAAACCCAGAGCUCGACAUUCAUCAGGGGUAUUACAAGACAAGCUCUUUGUGCUUGGCGGCAUUACAUAUGAAACAACGUCAUCCUGCAUAGAUUUAGAUACAAUCGAGAGUUAUGAUUCCAAAAUCAAGGCUUGGACCGUGGUAGGGCAUUCCCCUGUUCCCAGAACUUUCUCAAAGAUUGUCACAAACAACGAUGCCCUGAUAGAGGUUGGGGGCCUUCAAAGGGGAGUAAAAAUGAAAACCGUAGAAAGCUACAUGCUGAGUGAAAAUGGUAAAAUGAAAUCGACAGGGGAACAGUUCAUUUUACCUGAGGCGAUACAGUUUGCUCAAAUAGUCGUGAUCAACAGGAUAUUCUACAUCAUCUGGGAGGAGUCGAAAAAAAUGAUUGCCUUGAAUCCUCAAAAGCGAACAUUCCAGACACUUGCAGAUUUGCAUUAUUCUCACAAAUACAGUGGGACCACUGUUUUAGGGGACAGAAUCUACCUGACAGGGGGACUGGUGGAUUCGCGACCCAGCAACAUUGUAGAAUGCUAUGACCCCAAUGCCGAUACUUGGACCAUUGAAAACACCAUGAAAGAAAGCCGUGCCUUUCAUGGUUGUGUCACGAUUCAACUGUGAUUUAGACUCCUGUUUUGUCAUAUGAAGUUUGUAGACAGUUGAACUAAGUUCUCAUGAAUGUCCGUAUGUUGUCAUAUCACAGAUUUGAAUUUUACACAUUUUGCUGAAUGCUGUGUACAUGUUUGUAAGCUCACCUGAUCAUCUGUUUUUCUGUCGGCUGUCUGUUGACCCCCUUUUUUCUUAGGCUUUCAGCUUUUCCAGAAAACUUGCCAAAGUAUCCCUGACUAAAGGGGAUAUAAGUUGAUUUGACUGAAGGGCCAUAUCCCUUUCCAGGAUGUAAAUGUUAUAUAUAAAUUGUAAAAAAAAAGGUUUGGGUGUUUAAAAAAUCGUCUUUAUUUAAGAACUGUUUUGUCAAAUUGAAUAGAAAAACCCAAACUUUCAUGUAUAUUGAACAUUACAAGUUUGUACAAACCUUGACCCCUGAGGACUUUCUAGUGCCUUUAGGAUGAGGCCACGGGGUGGUUUGAAUUUAUACAUAUUAAGGAUAUAUUUAAAAAAAUAAUCUUCUCAAGAACAAGUCUAAUUUGUGAAAUUAGAACACAAGUAUCCUUAUGUAGUGUAUAUUCAUUUUUGUUCAAACCUUGACCCAUCAGGCCAGGACAAAGGAACAACCUGGGUUUAAAAUUUCAGAAUAUAUUGGAGAUGUCUAUGAACAGUUUGGCAGAUGAAUAUGCUAGCAUCUUCAGUGUGUGGGCAAUUGUGUUCAAAGAAUAACACAUGAAACCAAGGUUAUGCUACAAUUGGACUUCAAAAUUUUAAACUAACAUUCCCCAUAGGUGCAUGAUGACUCGGGUGAGCAUUGCAGCCCAUCUUCUUUAUUUCAUGAUUUCAAAAAAAAAAAUUCUAUGGUUCUCAAUCAGGAAAUGUGCUCUUUCCUUGAAAUUGUGAUAUAAUGUAACACCACUGCAUUAUGAUGGUGCUAGAAUAUUUCUUCAUUUUGCCAUAUUGCAUUUUUAACUUAUUCUGUUUGAACCUAACAAGCUGUAUAAAUAAGUAUCAUAGUGACUUGCCUUGACUCUCAAGCUUUUUAUUUUUGCAGUUAAAGUGGACCAUUUUUUAAUCCCCAGGUUGAGAAGUAAAUUUUUAGAUUUCUACGUAUUUUUCAGUAUAUAUAGUGACAUAACUGAUUCGGAUGCUGUGAUUGAUCCGGGUUAUACUUACGGUAGAUCAGGAUAAAGCUGGCAUGGAUGAUGCAUCCAUGAAUACACUCAGCCAUUCAUAAUUCAGAUACCGCAUUUGACCUGUAUUUCCAGAUAAGUGAUCAAGUUACUGUUUUUGCAGAAGGUCCUUUCCUUUAAUAGUACCUACACUGCAUACCAAAGUAUUCUUCUCUGUCAGUUCAAACUUGAAGUUGAUCCAUAUUCUUCGGUGCGCACAACCAUUCAAGAUUUAUUUUUAAAUGAGUUGUAAGCUUUCACUUUGCAUUUACAUGUACAUGUGCAUGUACAUUAUUAUUCAGGAUCCUGCAUUUGACCUAUAUUUUUUGGAUGAGUGGUUAAUACGUGUUUUGUAGAUCCUUAAAGAGGAAUAAUACGUCAUCUUAAGGGCUGACUUUCUUUUUGAUACUCGUGUCGACUGCUGAUCUGAAGUUCAUGUAUUUAAGUCUUGCAGAUUUUAAAUUUUUUCCACAUUACUGCAUUUUUAACUAAAUAAGGUAGAUUUGAAACUUUUCAAUUUGACAAUAUUAUAAUUGUACAUAUCCUCCACUUUCCCCAUCCAUGUCAGAUUUCUCGGGUGUGUUAUUCCUCCUCAAGAUUUCUGCCUUCGUAAUGUAGCUUUUACGUGGUUCAAUAUUCUCAUCACGACUUGAGAAAAUCAUUGUUUUGUUUAUGAGAUGUAUGAAUCCUUUCUGAUUUAUAUGAACUUUAUUUAUAAAGUGUAUUCUAAGAAUCAACUCCUUGUAUGGGGGACUUAUCAUGUGUACCUCUGCUCUUCUUCACGAAUUUGAACCCAUCCAGAAAGCUUUGGUGUUUUCUGACAACUCUUAUUUAAUAUUGUUAAUGGAUUCUGUAAGUCUUGUUCAGAUUUUCCCUACAUAUACAUGUAUUGCAUACCUUUUUUAUAGAUUACAAUUGUAUUGAAAUGUUUUUAUUGAAUUCUUUGUUAUGAGGUGCAUUCAUUUAUUUACUAGUAUUUUUAAAUUCAAUGCCAAGUACAUGUGUCAUGUUUUACCGGCUUUUAAUAGAAAUGACUAGGAUAAGUAUCAGAGGAAUGUUUUGCUGUAAAUUUUUAUACUCUGAAGAUGGAGAUUAUAAGUAUUUGGAGGUGGGGGUGGGGAGUACAUAGAUUUUGGCCCUUCUUCAACAGUAAUGUAUAAGACACAGAUUUCGUACUUUGUUAACUGAAAAGUCAAGGUCUGAUCUGAGAAUAGUCAAAGUCAUCAAUCUAGGUCAAGGGGGCAUAGUAUUUCACAAACUCUUGUUAUGAACAAACAAUUCUCGAACAGCAGAAAGUUGACCAUCACAAAGAACAGUUAUACCCAUCAACCAUGAAAUGAAUUUAUUACAAACAUAAAUUGUGCUCUUUUUCCUCAAACCAGGAACAUUUCUCCCACAAAAACUAGUUACGAUACUCGUAUUGAUUCUCAAACAAACACCAUGUAUAUAGUAAGUUUUCGUGAGUAGGGGAAAUAUUUUACAAACAUUCUCACAAAUAAAAAUUGUAGUAUUUCUGAUCUUCCAUUGGGUACAACAUAGUGUGUAUAUAUGUGUAAGGUAGGUGAGAAGCAGAGGGGUAUCAUUAUAAUGAGAAAACAAAACCUGGGCUCUGUUUUUAGUCAUGUGCAUAGACAAAAUACACAUCAUGUUAGAUUUCUUUGAUGUGUUAGAUUCUGUUUCGGCUCAAUGUAGUGGAUUUUCAUUUUACAUGUGAAAUGCAGAUUCCAGUAAAACUUGCAUGUUAUUUAGUGUAUGAGAUAACAGUAUCGGAAUUUGUCAUGUUGGGUAUUUAAAAUUAAAAUAAAAUAUUAUUGAUACAAUUCUUGAUAUUAGCUUAAUUAAGUAUAAGUUGAGUUAUUAGAUCAUUUCUGUACACUCUUCAUCAUUUACUGAAAAGUUUGUAUUCUGAUGGCACAAUACUGGAUUAUCAUCAAUUUUAUGUCCAUGUUAAUACAUAUUGUUCACGUAUAGGAAGACUGGAUCAUCACUGUUAAGGAAGCAAUUUAGACUUGUAAUAAAUGAAUAUAUUUACAUGUACAUUAGCCACAAACUGCCCCAUUCUUGCCGGCAACCAUGGUGAUACUUGGGGCAAAGAAAUAAAUAAAAGUUGGUGUUUCAA